UUCAGUGCAUAGGAAAUAUUAAAUUUUAAGUUCACUUUUUUUUGCCUUGUUUUUGUGCUUGUGUCAUGUCGCCGCCUUGCCAUCCAUACAACACAUCAUCUAGAUUCGAGAUGACUAUUUAUACGCACGCGCCCCUUUUUUUGUCCCGAGGGCCGUUGUCACAUGCAACUCCGAUGGCGGUUACCUUUUUUGGCGCACUUAUGCAACUUAUGCAAGUAAGUUGAUGUUUCUUUGGAGUGCCAUAAGUGGACUUAAUUACAUAUUAUUGUACAUAUGUACAUACUUACUACACCCAGUACCAGUCGUGGACCCAAUUCCCACUGGCCAGGAAACGAUCCACUUUGAUGUCUAGUCUUUAGGCUGAUUGACUGAUGGCCCGAAAGGAAGUCGCGCCAAAGACUACUUCAAUUUAGAAAUUCGAAUAUAUUCAAAUGGGGGGAAUUGGCAGUCAUUCUGCCCGAUUUCAGAGUGGAAUGAAUGACGGUCUAAGCAGCCAAGGGUUCAGCAACAUUUGGCGGCGGAACGGGCGGCAGUGUCGGCGACGGCUUUAAAUAAAUCAGCCGUAAAGACAAGACAAACAAGAAAGGAAGUCCAAAGACGAAUUCCGAAGCUGUUGAUACUCUUACAUAUAUAAACUCGCAAUGUCAGCUAUAAGAUAUAUGUAGUGCCUUUAAACCUUCAACAGACAGAUAGGCAUAACUGUAUUGACAUGAUGUGCUAUAUUGAUCAAGAUAUACCAUAAUUUAUGAUUUCAUCUCUUUGUGGCAAAUAUCUGCUCAAAACCACAAUACCCUCACCAAGCGAAUAUCAAGAGAAGGGGAAACAGACUACCCAGAGCAGAAAUGGAGGGAAUAAGUUGGAAAAGAAUGGUGGCCUUUGUUGCUGGUAGCAGCUACACCCACACCCACCCAUCCACACCGCAGCUAAAGCCAAAACUGGAGUGCAACUAUUUUUAAUUCCAUGCAAAAUGUGCACGGCAACAUGUUGCCGGCACGUCGCACAGUGGAUAUCAGGUGGCCAAAAUCAAAAAUCCUAUGAGCGGCUUGGAUAAUACGAAUAAUAUUCAGAUUCACGCAUAUGAUAAAUCUUUCAGAGAUUUUAAAAAUUCAAAUUUCCAGAAAAUUUAAUUUAGGUAAUAUGGACACUUAAAGUUCACCAAUCUACGAUUUGUGUUUUAGAGCGACAUAUGUACGUAUUUAUGUGUCGCAACUACGAAGGAAAAACAUCCAAAAUAGCCCCGCCAUAAGUAUGGUCCACAGUAUGAUUUUUAACGCCAAAAGGUCCAAAGGCCCACUGUGCGGGCAGCUUGUUGCUUGCGAGAGCUUAAUGUUGCUGGCGGGCUGGCGGCGAUGUUGCUGCCGCUCAAAAUUGAACCAGACGCCGGCGCAAGAAUAAGUCCAAUUGGAAAGAGCGAAACGGUGCGGAGCUCGGAAAAUGUGAAAUGUGUUUAAAAAUAACGAAGUAUCGGGAAGGUGAAUAAUCAUCAGAGACGCGCGUACUCCAAAUUUUGAGCAAGAUGAGCAAGAAAAUGUGGAACAAGAUCUUUAAAUCAAAGUCGCAGAAGCCUCAGCCACUGGCCAAAAUCAAUAAGCGGCACAGUAGGGGCAUCUACGAGGAGUACCAGCAACUCAACGAUUUGCUGGUCAGCGAAAAAGCUCAACUGAAUUUCUGCAAUCAAAGGGAAAACGAAAACGAAAAUGGAAAUGGUUGUGGAAAUGGCAGCAUUAACGUAUUUGAACAGCAGCCGCUGAAGAGUUCUUUCAACUCGUUGCAGCUUAUUGAGGCGCAACAAUCACUGCCGCAACAGCAGCAUCAGCAGCAACAGCUGUCCACAUUUUCGCGCGUCCGCAAUACGUUUUCCCUCAAACGCAACAGCAACGGCAGCAGCAGCAGCAGCAAUAAAGGCAAGAAAAAUCUGCCCAAUGCCAAGUCAACCACAUUCAACACGGAGGCCGAGUUGGAAGCGCCCGAAUGCGGGCAGGAAGAGGAGCCCUCUUCGCCGCCGCUCACCCGAUGACUGCCGCUGCCCGUGCCCGAGAUAG
This is a messenger RNA of Drosophila miranda, 2042 nucleotides long. RefSeq lists its product as uncharacterized. The record is from RefSeq and is a predicted model, not a curated record. The transcript is spliced from 2 exons. Bases 1517 to 2017 code for a protein of 166 amino acids. Lineage: Eukaryota; Metazoa; Arthropoda; Insecta; Diptera; Drosophilidae.